Molecule: messenger RNA, 470 nt
Organism: Amorphotheca resinae ATCC 22711
Lineage: Eukaryota; Fungi; Ascomycota; Leotiomycetes; Helotiales; Amorphothecaceae
Exons: 3
Coding region: 134-442 (102 amino acids)
Biological process (GO): cellular response to oxidative stress
Cellular component (GO): nucleus; cytoplasm
Molecular function (GO): glutathione disulfide oxidoreductase activity
Source: RefSeq, a predicted model, not a curated record
AUCCGCGACUCUAUAUAAAACCCAUUUGCCCCUCGCUCACGUCGCUGUCCUAGACACAGCGAUCGAACACUUGCCCAUCAUUUCGUUCCUACUACGCAGAUUCUUUUCGACGACACCCGUCGCCCCAGCAAACAUGUCUGCUGCUAAGACCAAGGCGCUGAACAUCAUUGAUGAGAACGCCGUUGCCGUCUUCUCAAAAUCCUGGUGCCCGUACUGCCGCGCCACCAAGUCCACACUCGAUGAGCUAGGAGCCAAGUACUACGCUAUCGAGCUGGAUCAAGUUGAUGAUGGUGCAGCAAUUCAGGCGGCUUUGAAGGAAAUCAGCGGCCAAUCUUCGGUCCCCAACAUCUACAUCAAGAAGCAACAUAUUGGUGGUAACUCCGACCUCCAGGCUCGUAGAGCCGACUUGCCAACUCUGUUGAAGGAUGCUGGUGCUCUGUAAGCACUGGAUGGAGGACUUGGGAUGUUGA